Molecule: messenger RNA, 1968 nt
Organism: Cyprinus carpio (common carp)
Lineage: Eukaryota; Metazoa; Chordata; Actinopteri; Cypriniformes; Cyprinidae
Product: C3a anaphylatoxin chemotactic receptor-like
Biological process (GO): inflammatory response; phospholipase C-activating G protein-coupled receptor signaling pathway; complement receptor mediated signaling pathway
Cellular component (GO): plasma membrane
Molecular function (GO): G protein-coupled receptor activity; complement component C5a receptor activity
Source: RefSeq, a predicted model, not a curated record
UACAGUCACACCAGUUCAUAGGUGUGUGUGUACAAGUGUGUCCGCACGUGUGUGAGUUGGUGUGUUGAUUUUGCACUCUAAAUGUUUUAGAGUUUCACCCAUUCAUUGCUGUGCAAUUUUUGUCUGCAUUGUGGAGGAUUUGUAGAUUGUACACACAAAUAUUUUCUGUAUUUUUGAUUUUUCUCCCCAUUUCCAAUUAAUUUCCUAUCGUCUGUCAUUUUUGACCGAAGACCAUGAGUGUGACUAUUUUUUAUAACCAUUUAGCUUUUAGAAUCAUGGCCUCAAUGAAUUUUUUUUUUUGUUUGUUUGUUUUUUUUUUUUUGUAAAAUUCUCCGGUCAAAAGUGACCGAAGACUGCACAUUAACUAGCUUUACAGAGUUGGUCAUGAUGUGUUCACAGCUCAACCAUGUUUGAAAUGUUGGUAAAGCCUGAUGACGUGAUAAAUUUGAAGAAGUGGUAUAAAGUCUUGAACAUUAGAGAAGAAAUCAUUUGCCAGGAUAACUGUGAAUCGAAUCAUCACACCGUGAGUCAUGAUUACUUAUGUAGAGAUAUUUAUAUGAUUUUUAAACAUUUGGUUUGCAUUAUUUCAGCUUUGGUUAUCAUAUAUUCAUUUCUAAAAGUUUCUUAUCUGACACAACACUUUAAAUAUAAUUCAUGAUUUUACAUUGACAAUAUGUGAUAUUAGCAGGAUAAACCAGACACUUUCACGCAAUCACAGCAAUGGAGGAUUAUUUGAAAAGUCAGAUGAGAGUGAGUUCUCUGGUCUUCUACUACCUGACCUUGAUCCUCGGCGUUCCUGGAAAUGCAUUUGUCGUGUAUGUUGCUGGAUUGAAGAUGAAGAGGACUGUUAAUACAGUAGGGUUUCUCAAUCUAGCGAUUGCUGACCUCUUGUGCUGCCUUUCCACUCUUUACUACAUUACGAAGAGCGCUUUUGAUAAUCCCUGGCCUUACGGAUCCAUAAUGUGCAAGAUUGUCCCCUUCAUUAUGCUCAUCACCAGGUUUGCCAGCAUUUUCACCUUGAACUUGAUUAGUCUGGAUCGGUUUGUUCAGGUGAUCACGCCGGUUUGGGCUCAGAAUCAUCGCAGCUUGUUCAUCGCACGACUGUCCUGUGCAACGACUUGGAUUCUGGGUUCAGUUCUCAGUCUGCCUUUUAUGAUGUUAAGAGAGACUCACACAAAUAAUAAUAAAACAUACUGCCGGCUUUAUCAACAUGAUGACGACAGUUUUGAAUUGUAUGGAAGGUUAAGCAUCAUCAGAUUUGUGUUUGGCUUUUUGGUUCCUCUCAUAUGCAUCACAACAUGCUACGGAUUCAUCGCACGCAAGUUAGGCAGGAGUCAUUUUCACUCUGGACGAGCGUUUCGCAUCAUAUUGGCUGUAAUCAUGGCCUUUUUUUUGUGCUGGUUGCCGUAUCACAUAGUGCGUUUGAUAAUCAUGUACGGAAAGAGAUCAAGUCGCUUGGUGGCUUUGGCAGUUAAUCAGUUGGCCAUCUCUUUUGGGUAUUUCAACAGCUGUCUGAACCCCAUUCUGUAUGUUUUCAUGGGGCAGGAUUUUAAGAGCAAUGUUAAACUUUCUCUAAGACGUGUUUUUGAAAGAGUUUUCUCUGAGGAGGGAACACAAGCAUCACGAUCCACACAGCCACAACACACACACUCAGUGUAGUGAAGAUAUCAAAUCAUUUAUACAAUAUAUACUGUAUAUGAGUUUUCUGAUUGAUUUUUAUUACUAUUUUAAUAAUGUUCUAAUUAUUCCUUUUUGAAAUUCAUCAACUCGAAGUCAGCAAGUCAUCUAACUCUUAUUCAUCAUUCCUGUGUUUUUUUUCUCCGUCUCUAUUGUUGAUGUAUUUUCAGUGAUUUGUGAUUUGUGAACUAUCGUCAAAGCUUAACAUCACAAUGAUGGAAUAUUGAUGCUUGAUUAACUUUUUUGGUUGCUAUCAGCUUAGAAAAAUCUUGUAAUAUUUCACUAAUAAUG